AGGAAAGAUUAACAUGCAAGAAUCAAAAGAUCAGCGAAAACUUUUAUGUCCGAGGUGAUGGCACGAAAAUGGAUUUGAUAUGGAAGAAUAUGGGUUGUGCUGCAAACAAGUGGAAAAUCGAUCACGGGAAAUAGUAAUGAAUCGGCGUUGGGUCCAAGCUGUAUUUCACUUAGAUGGUGCUAGCUGCCUAUCUAGCACAAAGACUGAAAUCAAGGUAGAGCACGAUAAGGCUCGUACCAAUCCUGAGAUCUUGGAGAACACUUCAGCUGAUCAUGCAAGUGGGCUAGACCUUGACAUAUCUGAGGGACUGGCUGCUGAGAUGUUUGGUAUUUCAGUUUCCAAUGACGAGAUUAUUGAGGUCAUGGUACAAGAUUGGAGCUUCCAGAUAACAGUACUUCCAAAAGAGUACCAACAUACCUGUAAAUCAACUGGGUUAAUGCUUUGGGAAUCAGCCCGGCUGAUGGCUUCUGUUCUUGCGGCAAAUCAAAAUAUUGUUGCAGGAAAAAAGGUGUUAGAGCUGGGAUGCGGCUGUGGGGGAAUCUGCACUAUGGUUGCUACUAAAUCUGCUGACAUUGUGGUUGCCACCGAUGGAGAUGUAAAAGCCCUCGACUUGUUGACCCGCAAUGUUGCUGCAAAUCUCAAAUCACCCUCUCUUGCCAAACUCAUUACGAAAAGACUAGACUGGGGAAAUAGAGAUCAUAUAGAAUCCGUAAAAGGAUUGAAUGAUGAAGGUUUCGAGAUCAUUAUUGGCACGGAUGUAACUUAUGUUCCUGAAGCGAUCAUGCCCUUGUUUGCAACUGCAAAAGAGCUAAUUUCAUCAAACCGAGGCAUUGAAGAGAACUCAGAGCCAGCUUUGAUUCUUUGCCAUGUCUUGCGCAGAGUUGAUGAGCCAUCUCUACUUGCAGCUGCAUCUCAAUUCGGUUUUAGGCUGGUUGAUAGAUGGCCCACUGAUGCAGCAACAGCUUCUCAAAGCAUCAUUAGCACCUGGUUCUCAGAUAACAGUGUUAAAGAGUGCGUUCCGAGUACAGCAUUGAGUAUCAUGUACUUCUACACCGUAUAGUUGGCCUUGUCAAUCUUAUCAUGUCAUCCCCCACAAAGUCUUUGCCAGUUGCAGAAGAGACCAAUUUUCUAUCAUGAUUUUGUGGAUGUGUGGAUUUUUUAUUAUUGCUUGCGGAAGCAGGGCAAAAAAGUGGGAUGACUGAAGUUACUAUGAAGUAAAGGUGAGGUUAUAAUUUAGGGUGUGUUUGAUAAUGUUUUUUAAAAAAAAAAAUAAAUUUUUGUUUUUUGUAAUAAAAAUUAAAAAUAUAAAACGUGUUUGG
Messenger RNA from Ilex paraguariensis (yerba mate), 1319 nucleotides. The record is from the annotation of a GenBank genome assembly. NCBI's taxonomy places the organism in Eukaryota, Viridiplantae, Streptophyta, Magnoliopsida, Aquifoliales, Aquifoliaceae.